AUAUAUAAAUUAAAUAAUAAAUCAUAUAGUACAUUUUUUUUUUUUAUACAUUCCCCAAAUUAACAAAAUUUUCAGUUUUUUUUUUUUUUUUUUAAAGUUUACCUUUUUUUUUUUUUUUUCCUUUUUUUCAACUUUCCCUUUUUUUUUAUAUAAAUUAAUUUAAGCGAAAAUGUCAGGACGAGGAAAAGGAGGCAAAGGAUUGGGAAAGGGAGGAGCGAAGAGGCACAGAAAGAUUUUAAGAGAUAACAUUCAAGGUAUCACCAAACCAGCCAUCAGACGUUUGGCCAGAAGAGGUGGUGUGAAGCGUAUCUCCGGUUUGAUAUACGAAGAAAUCAGAGGAGUGUUAAAAGUCUUCCUAGAAAACGUAAUUAAAGAUUCCAUCAUGUACACUGAACACGCAAAGAGAAAGACUGUCACUGCUAUGGACAUUGUGUACUCGCUGAAAAGACAAGGAAGAACAUUAUAUGGUUUUGGUGGUUAAAUGUGACAGUUCGGAGGGGGCAACUGAAGAGGAAUAUCCCCAUUUUGACACAAUUGCCCAAGAGAAAGCGACCCAAAGAAGGAAGAAAAGAGGAAAGGAAGAAGAAAAAAAGGUUUAUUUUUUUUGCCGUAUUUUAUUUAUACAACUUUGCAAUCACAUUGUGUUAAAAAUGGGAUUACCUUUUUUCGUCCCACCGGAGGAACGGAAAUUGGGAACCAUUCAACGAACACACAUGGUUGUAAUGGAACAUAAAUAAAUAUGUGCAUAAAAAAAAAAAUAAAACGAAAAAAAAUGGUAUCGAAAAUGCCAUAAAAAAAAAAGAAGAGGACCAAGGAUAUCAAAGUUGUGAGGCCGCAUCGAUGCCCAUAACUUUUUUAUCAUGUCAUACUGCAACUUUUCUUACAUGAGACACAUCGAAGUUUAUAAUAAAGCGAAUGCAUCUUAAGGG
Molecule: messenger RNA, 929 nt
Organism: Plasmodium vivax (malaria parasite P. vivax)
Lineage: Eukaryota; Apicomplexa; Aconoidasida; Haemosporida; Plasmodiidae
Product: histone H4, putative
Exons: 1
Coding region: 170-481 (103 amino acids)
Biological process (GO): nucleosome assembly
Cellular component (GO): nucleosome
Molecular function (GO): protein heterodimerization activity; structural constituent of chromatin; DNA binding
Source: RefSeq, a predicted model, not a curated record